UCAAAAUGAGACAAAAGUCUGCAUAAAAUAUGAUUUAAUUAAAAUUUUUAAUCUAUUUAAUUAUUGAAUUUAUUCAUUAUUUAAAUGAUGUUUUAAUUUAAAGUAUUUAAAUUUAAAAUGUCCAAAAAGUCAUCGUCGUCUUCUUUGUCCUCGGCCAAUUGGUUCCUAAGUCCUGUGGCAGAUAAUAAUAAGAAUAAUAAUAAUUAUAACAAUAAUAAUAAUAACAAUAAUUCAAUUAGCGAUUGCAAUAAUAAUAAUAUCAGUAAAAGUUUCACUAAGGACAAAAAGCGCUUCUCCAUCUCCUCCAUUAUGAAUUCAGGCAGCAAUGCAUCUCUCAAUAAUGUAGCUACAAAAAAUACUGCAAAUACUACUACUACGACUGCUACUACUACCACUACUACUACUGCAGCUACUUCUGCUACUUCUACUAAAACAAUCACUACAGCUGCUAAUACUAUUGCCACAAACAUGGCUACUACUAAUAAAAGUAGUAUUACUACCAAUACUUCAGCUUGUCCUGCUGGUAGUUUUACUACAAUCGCUACUGUCGCCACUACAUCAGCCACUACUAAAACUAACAUUAUAGCAAAUACUGCUAGUACUACAACUAGCUUCACUAAUAUAACAACAACAUCAACUACCACUACUACUACUAAUAAUAGUGCAAAUAAUACUACUAUAACGUCUACUGUUACUUCUAAUAAGACUAUUUCUACUACUGCAACUGCAGCGGCUUUUACGGCUGCUAGUGGUACCACGGAAGUAGACGGUUUGCCAAUCCAGAUUAAAAACGCCAAAUGCAGCCAAGAUGAUUUGGUGCUGAAGAUAAAUAAGUAUAAUUACUACAUCCAGAUGCAAAUUAGGUUCAAAGAAGAGAAUGUGGAGAAAUACUUGAGAGAUAGCGAAUCCACACUGGACAGGGCCCAACUCUCCAAAUUGAAAUCCAACUUCGAGAAGAACAACUGCAAGUUCAACCAGUGCAUCGGCCACUACCAGUAUAAAAAACAGGGUUACGUGAAAAAAUUGAUGGAUCUGAAGAACGAGCGAAGAUACAGCUUACCGUAUCAGAAAAAUAAUAAUAAAAAUAAUAAUAAUAAUAGUAAUAAUAUCAGCAUUAAUGGCAGUUCUGUCCACAAAUCUCCGGAGAAAUCCCCAUCAUUCAGUAUCUCCCGCCUAAUUCCGAGAUUCAAUUUCAAUGGCAGUCUGUCCGGUAGUGCUGAUAACAUUGCUGAUAUGACUGGGAAAGAGAAAAUCCAAAAAUGCACGAACAAUAACAACAACAACAAUAAUAAUGAUAACAAUAAUAAUAACAGUAAUAAUAACAAUAAUAAUAACAAUAAUAAUAAUAAUAAUAAAAGGCCAAAGCAGAUGCUUAUGAACCUAAGGCAAAAGUCUAAAUCCGAAGUCGACUUAUCGCCGAGGUCAAGCCUCAACAGCCCGUCGCCCUACUUCAUUUCUCCCAAAGACCGUAAAUAUUACGAAGAUAACAAUAAUAAAGAUCACAAUAAUAAUAAUAAUAAUAAUAAUAAUAAUAAUAAUAACAAUAACAAAAUAAAUAAUAAUGGUAAUAAUAAUAGAAAUAAUAAAAUUAACAAAGCCGCCAGUAAAUCAACCUUCUAUUGCUAUUACGAUGAUGAAUGUAAUAAUAAUAAUAAUGAUAAUAAUUAUAAUAAUUAUAAUAAUAAUAAUAAUAAUAAUGAUGACGAUGAUGAUGGUAAUGAUGACGUAAAGAUAAGAUCGAGAAUGAUGCUAAAAGAGUUGAUGAUGAUAGUGAGAGAGAGAAAGACGGAGAACGAAAGGAUUAGAAGCGCCCUCGACCAGAUCAAUCUACAGUUCAGAAGUCUUGCUGAUCAGAGACAGUGUUUGCUAGAGGCAUCCGAGAGGCGGACACACAUGCAAAAGAAACUUAAGCAUCUUUUGAGCAGGCAGACUAAUGAGAUUGUCUGUCUUAAAAUGGAUAUAGUUCACCUGGAAGAGAAACUUUCACUGAAGGUAGAGGAAAAGUUCAAGGACGGUCAAGAUGUGGUCAACUACUGCAAGGAAAAGUUUGACCUCUUGGAACAACUGCACAACCACACAAACGACAGCAACAGCAACUACUGCAACUACAACAACAUCAUCAACAGCCACAAAUUCACCGGAAGUAGUCUACUGAAACCUCAACCAAUCAGCUUCCAGAGAGUGACUCACGUGGCCAUCUCGAUAGCCAAUCACGUCCUUUCUAUCGUUGCCGCUAUUUUAGUUGCCAUAGCGACUACGGUGUCGUCGUUUAGGGCUUCCAGCAGCAACAACAACAACAAUAAUAAUAAUAACUCUACUACUACUACUACUGCUGCCACUACUACUAUUACUUAUAAUAAUAAUAACACGAGUGGCGUUAACAUUAGCAACAUAAGUAGCAGUAGUUGUAAUACUAGCAUAGGCUGCCGGCCAACCAUAUCUCUCUCAGAUGAAGUCAUCACCUCCAUCAUCGAGUCGGACAUUUUCAAAUCCCAAUUCCAAAAUGUCAAGAGGAGCUCAUACGAGAGGGAUAAAAUCUACUGCAGUAUGGCUGUCUCCAAGUACGUGAAAUUCUCAGACAUCCAGCAUGAACUGAGCAAGGCGUUUGGCGACAAGAGUCCGAUAAGUAUGCUGAUGGAGUACGCGCAAUACAGCAAGUCCGUCGUCAACAUCAUGGAGAGUGGCCCCCCUGAGGGUCCGGAUCAUAAGCCGAUAUUCACGAUGGUGGCUGUCGUCAACGGCUGCCCCUACACGCGCGUCAUCGCUCACUCGAAGAAGGAAGCCAGGGCCGGCGCUGCCUAUGUGGCUUGGAGGGAAAUUGUCACAGAGAAACAGCAAGAGUUAAAAGAAUUUCUACAUCAACCCAAUCAAUCACUGGAAAAUCAAGUUACAUGCCUAGUAAACUUAGAAUACACGAAGAAAAUCCUAGAGAACCCGACAGCUUUUUGCGGUAGAAAGGUACUGUCAGGUAUCAUUAUGAAGUAUCCCAAAUGUGAUAAAGAAGGUGAUAGUAGCGGUAUCAUCGAGAAAAUCUCAAAAACUAAUAAUGAUACCUAUCAUAAUGAUGAUGAUAUCUGUCGUGAUACUGGUCUGGAUGGUAUUAAUACGAAAUAUCGGAAUAAUAACGAUAAUUCGCAAGUAGCUGCUCGUAAAAGUGGUUGUAUCAAUGGCGUUAGUCGUAAUGGUGACUGUGAAGAUGAUACUAAAGAUACUAUUGGAAAGAAGAUACCUGACGAUGGAAACAGAUGUAUUUCAAGCCAGCACUUGAGUCUGGAUGGCCUCUCGGUUAACGAUUCACACGCCGAAGUUAUCGUCAGGAGAGGAUUUCUGAGGUAUGUGCCUGAACUCUAG
Helobdella robusta is the source of this 3351-nucleotide messenger RNA. RefSeq lists its product as hypothetical. The record is from RefSeq and is a predicted model, not a curated record. Lineage: Eukaryota; Metazoa; Annelida; Clitellata; Rhynchobdellida; Glossiphoniidae. The transcript has 16 exons. Bases 118 to 3351 code for a protein of 1077 amino acids. Gene Ontology annotation, molecular function: adenosine deaminase activity; RNA binding. Gene Ontology annotation, biological process: RNA processing.